Molecule: messenger RNA, 189 nt
Organism: Dacryopinax primogenitus
Lineage: Eukaryota; Fungi; Basidiomycota; Dacrymycetes; Dacrymycetales; Dacrymycetaceae
Exons: 1
Source: RefSeq, a predicted model, not a curated record
AUCUAUGGAUCUGAAAAUGUGACCCUGAUGUUUCAUUGGCUCAUGCAUAUGCCUGACCAAAUAUGGCUCUUCAGUACUCUUAAUGGAUUCUGGACCUUUCUGUUCAAAAGGUUGAACAAAAUAUUGAAAUCCAUUGAGACAAAUGGGCAUAAGCAUGGGAUGUUGGAGAUCACCUUUGCACAUGAGUUC